AUGUGUGACGGACCCCAAGUCCCGCGUCACGAGCGGCGUCUGGUGGCCAUGGCAACGGCGGCGGCGCUGCUGGAGGAGGAGGAGGAGGAGGAAGUGGCCGCCCUCAGAGCCAUUUACUGCGGCAGCGGAGAGUUCCAGCUCCUCUCGCGGUCAGAUUCCGAAGGGAUUGCAUUCCUAAUCCAGACCAUCUGUGACCAUCUUGGAAAGAAAUUUCUGUUAAAGAUCACCUUUCAGUUAUCUCCUGAAUAUCCAUUAUGUCUCCCUCAUAUCUCCAUCUGCUCCGAUCAUCUUACCCGAAAACAGUGUUCAGAUAUGAAGGGAGGCUUGAUGAGGUAUGGCGAGACUCUUCUUUCUCAGCCUAUGAUCUAUGAAUUAAUGAUGUGGCUCCAACACAACUUUCAGAAUUAUAUGGAUCAAUCGACAGUCGACAAGGCUGCUGAAAGUAACAAUUCUUGUGGAGUGUGGACAUCACUGCUGCAGUUGGAUCAUAUGAGGGCAAAAGUAAAGUACAUCAAAAGUAUAGAAAAGUGGACUUCAGAUUUAGGACUUACUGGAAGGCUGAUCUUCAUGGACAAGCUCAUAUUCAUUCUUCUGCAAGGAGAGAGAGAUGAUAUUAAGAACUAUUUAGUUCUUCAGAAAACUUGUAAGGUGGAUGUGGAUUCCAGUGGAAAGAAAUGCAAAGAAAGGAUGAUAAGUGUUCUCCGUGAAGAAAAACUUCAACCAGAACAGCAAAGGCUUACAAGCUUUGCAGUGCAAUACUUUGUAUCAGUGGAUGAGUUGCAUCAAGAAUUUGAAAUGAUGGGGCUGUCCAGAUUUAUACCUGCACUGCAACAAUGAGGCACAGUAUUGUGUUUGAAAAGAUCAUCUUGCCAGCUUUCAAUGGAAGAAUACCAAACAACUACUUCUGUGAAAUAUUAGGAACUGUGACUUCUCUUCACUUCAUUUAACCAUUACUUUAAUUGACUGAGGACAUUUGAAAAUCCUGAAGCUUUGGUGCAGAUAAAGCUUUACAGAAUAUCAUACACAGUAAAGUACAUCAUGUCGAAUAUCCCACUGUACUAUUCAAAAAGAGAAGCUAGUUUCUCCUGGUAUCC
This is a messenger RNA of Callorhinchus milii (elephant shark), 1094 nucleotides long. It is a transcript of the gene rwdd3, whose product is annotated as RWD domain containing 3. The transcript is spliced from 4 exons. The record is from RefSeq and is a predicted model, not a curated record. NCBI's taxonomy places the organism in Eukaryota, Metazoa, Chordata, Chondrichthyes, Chimaeriformes, Callorhinchidae. Gene Ontology annotation, molecular function: protein binding. Bases 1 to 837 code for a protein of 278 amino acids. Gene Ontology annotation, biological process: positive regulation of hypoxia-inducible factor-1alpha signaling pathway; positive regulation of protein sumoylation.